This is a messenger RNA of Eruca vesicaria subsp. sativa (arugula), 612 nucleotides long. The record is from the annotation of a GenBank genome assembly. NCBI's taxonomy places the organism in Eukaryota, Viridiplantae, Streptophyta, Magnoliopsida, Brassicales, Brassicaceae.
AUAAUCUACCUCCAGUUUCAUCAAAUGGCGUCGGGUUGGGGAAUAACGGGAAACAAAGGGAGAUGUUACGAUUUUUGGAUGGAUUUCAGUGAGUGUAUGUCUCAUUGCAGAGAGCCUAAGGAUUGUUCUCUUCUUCGUGAAGACUACCUCGAAUGUCUUCACCAUUCCAAAGAGUUCCAAAGAAGAAACAGGAUAUAUAAAGAGGAACAACGUAAACUAAGAGCAGCUUCUAGGAAAGGCCAAGAAACCGGUGGUGAUGCUACUCAUCACUAGUCCGGAAUUUUAUCAUCACUACUCCGCCAUGUUUGCAUCUUUCACAGCCGAGAAGAAGAAUAAAGGAAUGGCUCGUCAAGAUUCUCUGUAUGUUGUGUGUCAAGAAACUCCUUUUGAUUGCUUACAGUAGUUUGCUUCUGCAUUGAAUGUUUCUGUCCUUUUUUCCUUCUCUGUUUUUACCUUUUGGCUGAGUUGUAAUAUACCCUUUGGCUGUUCUUCAUCAAACACAGACUCCUCUCAUGGUAAUAGUUUAUUUAUUGUAACAAAGGGAAUACACGUACCUUAGCUGAGGCUAACUGGCCUGUGAAUAUGUGGUGAGUGAUUACCUUCGAAUAUAAC